AGGGUGUCAGAUGCGAACUUUUGCUCUCUGUAAAGGACAGUGUGUGUGUGACUGGACUUCACUUGGGCGAAUCCUCCCACCGCCGACUGUUUGAGAGAGACUGUGGAACUCGGAGCUUCCGAGGCGGUGCUCAGCUGGGUGUGUACGAUCCUCACCACACACAACGCACUUUCAGUCCUCAGUCCUCCGGCUCGUGUCCGUAACUCCGAGUCCGUUCCCGUUCGAUACGCUGCAGUCGGUCGUACCGCGCUGAAGGGACCCCGAUCCACCCUACGGACCGUAUCCACGCGACCCCAGCCCCCGUUCAUCAGGCACCAUGUCAUCUGCCACACACACAGACCUUAAGAAGGUGAAGGAUCUCAGCCCUGUUGAUUUUAUCCAGCUUCAGCAGUACAUGGACUAUAGCAGCAUGAAAGUAAAAGAUGUAAUGAAGGAGUUUGAGUCGGAUGGAAAGCUGGCUCAGCACCGUCAUGGAGAGAAAAUCACUGAAGAGGGGUUUUACCUCUUCUUAAAGACAUACUUGGAUGUAGAAGGCCUCCCCAUGGACCUGUGCCAGCGCCUCUUUCACUCCUUCCUGAACUGUGGGCAGUUGUCCUCUGAUUCGACGGCACUUACCACAGAACAGGCCAUCUUCCUUAAGGAUGUGUCAUGUUACUUCUCUCUGUUAGAGGAUGGACAACCUCGUGACAAACUUGAGUAUUCUUUUAAACUUUAUGACAAAGAUGGCAACGGAAUCCUGGACAGCAAAGAGGUGGACCGGAUCAUCACACAGAUGAUGAACGCUGCAGAUUACCUGGGUUGGGACGUGACUGAACUCAGACCAGUGCUGGAGGACAUGAUGGUGGCCAUGGAUGUAGAUAAAAGUGGCACGGUUUCGCUAGAGGAAUGGUUGAAUGGAGGGCUGAACAACACACCCCUGUUGGUGCUUCUGGGACUGAAGGCCACUGAGACGGAUGGACAGCAUUUGUGGAGAAUGAAAAAUUUCAAGAAGCCUGUUUACUGUAAUGUCUGUGAAAACAUGCUGCUGGGACUGUACAAACAGGGUCUUUGUUGCACUUACUGCAAGUGCAUUGUCCAUGGACGCUGUGCCAACAAGAACCCUUCACCCUGCAUUCACAGCUACGUCAAGUCCAAGCAGGAUAUAGGGGUACCCGCCCAUGCCUGGGUCAGUGGAAACAUCUCCGGAAAGUGUGAUAGUUGCCACAAGAAGGUCAAGAGCCACACAGGCCAGCACUGCAGGUGGUGCCAAGUCAAGUGCCAUAAUGAAUGCAUGUCUGAAGAGCCAACAGGGUGCAGCUGUGGGCCCCUAAGGGACCAUAUUCUGCCCCCUUGGGCUAUCAAGGAGGAUCCAAAGAGCCUUCAGACAGGUUCCUGGAACAGUAAUCUCCAAAACAGCACAUGUGAUAGCCAUCUUCUGCAGAUUAUACCUGUUCCAGGCACACACCCUCUGCUGGUUUUUGUGAACCCCAAAAGUGGAGGUAAACAGGGUAAGAGAGUUCUGCGUAAAUUCCAGUACCUGUUGAAUCCUCGUCAGGUGUUUAACCUCUCUAAUGGAGGGCCAGGACCAGGGCUCAGUUUCUUUAGGGAUGUGAAGGACUUCAGGAUCUUGGUGUGUGGUGGAGAUGGCACUGUAGGCUGGGUUCUAGAUGCCAUAGACAAGGCUAAUCUCCCAGUGCGUCCCCCGGUGGCUGUGCUGCCUCUGGGCACAGGGAAUGAUUUGGCACGUUGCCUCAGAUGGGGAGGAGGAUACGAUGGCACUGACCUGACUCUGAUCCUGAAAGAAAUUGAGGCUGGCUCUAGUGUCCUCAUGGACCGCUGGAGUGUGCAGGUGAUUCCUGAGGACAGCCAAGAGGAAGGGGAUCCAGUACCUUAUGAGAUCAUCAACAACUACUUCUCAGUUGGUGUGGACGCCUCAAUUGCGCAUCGGUUCCACACAAUGAGAGAGAAAUACCCACAGAGAUUCAACAGCAGAACAAAGAACAAGCUUCGAUAUUUGGAGUUUGCCACUUCUGAGACCAUCUCUGCAUCCUGCAGGAAGCUGAAGGAAUGUCUUACAAUAGAGUGUUGCGGGACCCCUCUUGACCUGAGCAAUCUUUCCUUGGAAGGAAUAGCAGUUGUCAAUAUUCCCAGCAUGCAUGGUGGCUCCAACUUGUGGGGGGAGCCCAAGAAAGUAGACAGUAAAGAGCUAGCUGACCUGGAACCACAGGAAGUCAUUCUCAACUACAAAGAGUUGAAAGUGUCUGCUCAAGAUCUCAGUGACAAGCGGCUGGAGAUAGUUGGACUUGAGGGGGCAAUAGCAAUGGGACAGAUCUACACUGGACUGAAGAGCGCUGGGCACAGGCUAGCAAAAACCUCACAAAUCACAAUAAGGACACGGAAGCAGCUGCCUAUGCAGAUUGAUGGGGAACCAUGGCUACAGCCCCCUUGCACAAUCCACAUCACCCACAAGAACCAGGCCAAUAUGCUGAUGGGCCCGACCACAAAAUCCUCUUUCUUCAGCAACAAGUAGGAUCACUUCUGCCCUGCCUUGAACGGAAACAUGCUUCAGCUGGAUCCAGUUGCUACGUGUGGAGGUUUAAGCCACUUUGAAAUUUGUUUAGUACAAUUUGUGAUAUAGGGAUAUCUAACCAAACAUGGAAUGAAAUCGGUCAGCCUUAUGUUUAAUUUGGAUUAUUGUAAGGAUUUAUAAAGCCAUUUUCAUUCUCCUUUUCAAGACAGUUAAUAUCAAAAUCUUUAGUCAGUUACCGUACUAGAUGACUUGGUUACCACUAAACUGUAUCAAACAGACAGUCAUUCCUUAUUGAAGAAUCUGAUGUUUCACAUACUCAUGUAUGGCCUGAGUGACCACAUUAACCAUACAUUUUAUUGAUUUUUCCAUUUGUAUUUUGUCACUGAGCUCCUUACCUUUUUUUUAUUUUUUGUUACUGUUGUAAAGUUCUUCCAAAGACAGAUGCAGAGUUACACCUGUCAUGCAAUAAACAUAAUGAAAAAUUUGUGAAUGUAUUUAACCCAAAUUGCUGAUUUCUCUUCUAUUAAAGGUCAGAUAUGAUCUAAAUUGUACCCUA
Scleropages formosus (Asian bonytongue) is the source of this 3065-nucleotide messenger RNA. RefSeq names its product diacylglycerol kinase, alpha b (gene dgkab). Gene Ontology annotation, biological process: phospholipase C-activating G protein-coupled receptor signaling pathway. NCBI's taxonomy places the organism in Eukaryota, Metazoa, Chordata, Actinopteri, Osteoglossiformes, Osteoglossidae. The transcript has 24 exons. Gene Ontology annotation, cellular component: plasma membrane. The coding region runs from base 317 to 2509 and encodes 730 amino acids. The record is from RefSeq and is a predicted model, not a curated record. Gene Ontology annotation, molecular function: calcium ion binding; ATP-dependent diacylglycerol kinase activity.